GGCCGAAUGUUUACAGGGGUGAAUUGUCAGGCACCAAUCAUAUGCCGAUAUAUGUGGGAUCGCGUACAUCACUAAUGUGGACGUGUCUUGCAACUUGAAGAAUAAGCUACAUUGAAGUGAAUCAGACCGAAUUUGCCCAUUAAAUGCUUGAAACCAAGCAGUAUGGCAGAAGCUAAAGCUCCUGAGAACUUCCAGGGAUGGUUGUACAAAUGGACAAAUUACAUCAAAGGCUAUCAGAGACGAUGGUUUGUGCUGUCGAACGAACUCCUCUCUUAUUACAGAAACCAGACAGAGAUGUCCCACACAUGCAGGGGUACCAUCAAUCUGGCCGGAGCCUACAUUGAUACCGAGGACUCGUGUAACUUUGUGAUUUCCAGUGGGGCGCAGACGUUUCAUCUGAAGGCGAGCUCCGAGGUGGAACGCCAGCGAUGGGUCACUGCCCUGGAACUGGCCAAGGCCAAGGCCAUACAGAUGAUGGAGGAGGAUUCUGCUGGGCUGCCAUGGACACUCGUACAGUGGCCUAAAGAUGAUGAUGAAAAGUUGCAUCCUCAAGAGACAGACCACAACGAGGUACAGACCACGCUCCGCCAGCUCACCAGCAAGCUAGAGGACCUCAACACCUGCAACGAUCUGAUCGUGAAGCACGGCGCAGCACUACAGAGGUCGCUCUCCGAGCUAGAGACCACAGAGGACCCCGGGCAGGCCUCGUCCCGCUUGAAGGGCAUCAGCGAGAGGGCGACGUUGUUCCGCAUAACAUCCAACGCCAUGAUCAAUGCAUGUGCAGAUUUCCUUGAGCUGGCGCAGACGCAUGGGCGCAAGUGGCAGAAAGCCAUCCACUAUGAACACACGCAGCGGAUUCGUCUAGAGGAGACCAUCGAAACUCUUGCCAAACAACACAACUCACUAGAGCUUGCUUGCCGCGAAGCCAGCCAGGAUAAGAGUAAAGGAAACUCUGACGAAAGCAAGGAGGAUCACAGCGACGAUGACGAGAACGAGUUCUUUGAUGCCAUAGAGCAAUUUCAGUUCACCACCUCGGUUCAACUGCCAAGAGACAAUUCUAAUCUGCAUCACAGGAGAACGCCCAGUGAGGGGAGUGUGGCAAGCACUGAAGCCAGCAGUGGAGAAGAGAUGCAGCCGGGGGUAGAGGCAGUGGUCCAGAUUAACAAAUUGGAUGAGGGAAACAAUCUACCGAACCGGUUGAAGACACAGCCCAAAGUCGGUCCGAUGGUGAAACAGAGGCGCAAGAAGAUCCCCGAGAAACCAAACCAGAGUCUGAGUCUCUGGAGCAUCAUCAAGAACUGCAUCGGAAAGGAGCUCUCAAGAAUACCAAUGCCAGUCAACUUUAACGAGCCGCUAUCCAUGCUACAGCGGCUGACGGAGGACAUGUUCUACAGCGACCUCCUCAGUAUGGCCGCCCAGUGCGACGACACCUGUGAGGAGAUGGCGUACGUGGCCGCUUUCAUCACAUCGGCGUACGCAGAGACGUCGGUGCGCACGACCAAGCCAUUCAAUCCCCUCCUAGGAGAGACGUUUGAGUGCGACAGGAUGGAUGAUUUAGGGUGGAGAGCAAUAAGUGAACAGGUGAGUCACCAUCCGCCGGCAGCAGCCUUCCAUUUCGAGAGCAAGGACUGGACUCUGUGGAUGGAGACGACCAUCAGCAGCAAGUUCCGCGGAAAGUACCUCCAGAUCUUCCCUCAGGGCACCGCCCACAUCACCUUCAAGAAGUCUGGCAGUCACUACACCUAUACAAGAGUCACUGUCACCGUCCAUAACAUCAUCGUAGGCAAACUAUGGGUAGACCAGUCUGGUGAAUGCGAGCUUCUCAAUCAUACAACCAAAGAUGUCUGUCGACUAAACUUCAAACCAACCAGCUACUUUUCUAGAGAUGUUCCAAGGAAGGUAACUGGUGUAAUCAUGGACAGCAACAAUACAGCCAAAUACGUGUUAUCAGGAACAUGGGAUAAGAAGAUGGAGUACGCGGAGGUGCAGAACAUCACGAUAGAUAAGUCUGGCCGGGGCAAGCCGGUCUAUAACUGCGGCGCAACCAAAGUACUCUGGCAGAGGACCCCACCUAUGCCAAACUGCGAGCUGAUGUACAACUUCAACGAGCUGGCCGUGACGAUGAACGAGCCCGAGGACCACGUGGCGCCCACGGACAGCAGGAACCGACCCGACCAGCGGCUGAUGGAGACGGGAUACUGGGACGAGGCCAACCAGGAGAAACUCAGGCUAGAGGACAAGCAGAGGUCGAAGAGAAAAAAGAGGGAAUCGGAAGCAGCCCUUGCUGCAGAAGCAGGUAAACCGUUUGAAGGCUACCGGCCAGUGUGGUUCGAGCGACGAAUGGACCAGCUCACAAAAUCCAUGGCGUAUCAAUAUAGAGGGGAGUACUGGAAUAAUAAGGACAAGCAGGAAUGGAACAUUUGCCCUGAUAUAUUUUGAUGUGAACUCCGACGAAAGUCUCUCCUUUUGUCUCCGUCUGCGUAUUUUUCUUCCCGUUCACAAAACGACCAGUGGAUUUUCAGCUGCAGAGAUGCGUGGUUCUCCUUUUUUGUGUAGCGGCAGAAAACUACUUGAGCGUCUCGAGCAGUGGAUGGUGCGGUCCAGGGGAUCUUUGCAAAGGAGGAUCAGAAUUCUAGCUUUUUGACAGCAACAUGGAAUCCACAUUCUUUGAGAGGCAUAUUUAUGAAAACUUGUGAGAUGAUUAUGAGCAUUGCACUCAGAAUAAAAGGAAUAUAUUAGAACAAUUAGAUGGAGAGCUUAUAUCAUUGGAGUACAACUGUUAAGAGUAAAGGUUAUGCUAAAGGUGUAUUGGAUUUAGAAGGAGUAUAAAGAUAUGAAGAUUGUUAAUGUUCGUAUGGAGAUUUUUCUCAGAGACUCUACGAUGUGAACUUAUGUGAUUAUAUUAUCUGGAUGUGGAUAGAAGCAGCUUUGGAUUUGUGAGUUACUCCUAAGGAGGUAGGGGAUGUAUAUGACGAAAAACUUUCCGACGGACGGUCUCGAUAUGAGGGUCGUUCCACUUUUAUCCUUCCUUCGGUGUGAGAGAUUAACUUUGAUUAAUCUGAAAUAAACGAAAGAUUAUAUAUGAUAAUGUUUGUUUGUCUGUGUGAACAUGGAGAUGCUUACCGGGCAGCCGUUUUAGGCGCGUACUUUUUCGCAAAGCUCGGUGAGUAUCGACUGUACGAUGAAGAAAAAAAAAAACUAACGACACCAAAUCAUUAUCUCUUCUAUAAGAUGUAACUUCCCUGUAUAACUUUUGGCAUAGCCAUGCACAGGGAGUUUUAGAAGUUUAUAGAUAGUUAAUUAUCUGUUAUGUAGUGGAAGGUUGAAGUAUGAUGUUUGUCCCGAUCUUUUUGAUAUAGGUAUAAUUCCCUUGCAGUGUUUUAAGUCUUAUCUCUAAUAUCCCAACAUAAGUAUUCAUAUUGAAUUCUGCCCCAUUGACAUAUAUGAAACUAUUUCUAUUUACUAUUGCAAUUCCAUUUUGUAAUAUCAAUUUGUGACACAAUCUAUAGUACAAUCCAUUUUUUGCUGUAUUAUCUAUUCUCGCACCCCUUUGAAUGUUGUUAUAUUUAAAAUUAGUAUAUUGAUUCUGUAACUCAGUUUCAAGAAAUGUACAAGUCUGGAUCAUAAAAUUCCCUAGCUCGCAUAUUCAUUAUUAUUUGUUCUUUUUGGUUAUGGCAAUAGUUGGAGUAAGAUAGCAACGGCUUUGUUAUUGUGGGUGGAAAUGAAUCGGAAAAGCUUAUGGCUUACUACAGAGAAAGAGAGAGAAAGAAAGAGAGAUGUACAUGUGUAUGUUGCCACAGGUAUACUCAAAGUAUGAAUAAAUAGUGUGUGAGAAAACAGCGUGAUCUGCCUGCAUGUUGUUUCUCUCUCUCUCUCUCUCUCUCUCUCUCUCUCUCUCCCUCUCUCUCUCUCUCUCUCUUUCUCAUUCUCUCUCUUGUUCCCCUAUGCUCUGUGUCAUCGAACUUCCAUCUCUCUAUUUUACUCUGUUUAUCUCACUCCUGACUGUAUUUGUGUGUUUAUUUCUCUAUUUGUCAAUGUCUGUUUUUAUCUAUAACUAGAACCCAUCUCUCUCUUUCUCUCUAUCUCUCUCAGUUGCAUAGUGACAUCUUAUGUGGGUGAUGAAGGCAAAAUAUGUUGCUUAUGAAUAAUUUGAUACUUUUCCCUGUAUGCUAGCAUAUUUAUGUCAAAUACUAUUCCACUUAUAUGUAUGCUUCAAAAAUAAAAUUUUGUGCUGCCUAUAUUCAUACACUCUUUUGCAGCAUAUUUAUGCUUUAUAGUAUACUUUCAUGUUUUCCUCUGUCUCUUUAUCUCUCUCUCUCUCUCUCUCUCUCUAUCUCUCUUUCUGGAUUUUCUCAUAGCAUAUAAAAUAUUUAUCAGAGGGCAAAUUUCUGAAAUCUUGUUCCCAGAAUAUUCUUUAUAGCUUUAAUGAUGGAUUCUAGAUAAGACUAAUGAUUUAUAUUAGUGUGCAAUUUGUAUUUGUAUCGAUACAUGUAGCUGCAAGUUGUAUUUGUGAAGUACAAAAGGGGAUUGAAAUUUCCUUAUGAGAUAAAGGUAAAUUCAAGUGUAUCUAGAGAAAUAGUUGGUCAAAAAAAUUAAUGUAUUGAUCAGAUAUUAAACAGUACAUCACUCUGUGGUGAAGUUCCAAAUUUUGAAUAAAAUAUGUUUGUCUCAAUA
Messenger RNA from Strongylocentrotus purpuratus (purple sea urchin), 4674 nucleotides. Its product is annotated as oxysterol-binding protein 1. The transcript is spliced from 14 exons. Gene Ontology annotation, cellular component: membrane; intracellular membrane-bounded organelle; cytosol. The record is from RefSeq and is a predicted model, not a curated record. Lineage: Eukaryota; Metazoa; Echinodermata; Echinoidea; Camarodonta; Strongylocentrotidae. Bases 163 to 2439 code for a protein of 758 amino acids. Gene Ontology annotation, molecular function: sterol binding.